This is a messenger RNA of Pestalotiopsis fici W106-1, 417 nucleotides long. RefSeq lists its product as uncharacterized. Bases 1 to 417 code for a protein of 138 amino acids. NCBI's taxonomy places the organism in Eukaryota, Fungi, Ascomycota, Sordariomycetes, Amphisphaeriales, Sporocadaceae. The transcript has a single exon. The record is from RefSeq and is a predicted model, not a curated record.
AUGGACCCGAAUUCCAUUGACAUCGCCGUGGUGGGCGCCCAUCUGAGCGGCUUCCCGCUGAAUAAGGAUUUGACUUCCCGAGGCGCCAUCCUCCUCCAGACCACAUCGACCUCGGCCUCGUACCGCCUCUUUGUGCUGUCCAACAGCUUUCCUCGGAAACCCGGCCUGUGCCGGGCGCUCAACCACGAAGACAGCGGCGCCAUCGAGGUUGAGAUUUGGCGUCUGCCCAAGUCCGAAGUGGGCAGCUUCAUUGAGACCGUCCCCUCGCCCCUCGGCAUUGGCACCAUUGAGCUAAAGGACGGCACAUGGGUCAAGGGCUUCAUCUGUGAGCCUUAUGCGAUGCAAGGGGCAACCGAGAUUACUGAGUCUGGCGGUUGGAGAGCCUACACGGAUAGCCUGGAUACGCCGACUAUUUAG